UGCUGGGAUCGGGCCGCGCCGUGUUAUGGCCCUGUACCACACCGAGGAGCGCGGCCAGCCCUGCUCACAGAAUUAUCACCUCUUCUUCAAGAAUGUAACUGGUCACUACAUUUCCCCCUUUCAUGAUAUUCCUCUGAAGGUGAACUCUAAAGAGGAAAAUGGCAUUCCUACGAAGAAAGCACGAAAUGAUGAAUACGAGACUCUGUUUAAUAUGAUUGUAGAAAUACCUCGGUGGACAAAUGCUAAAAUGGAGAUUGCCACCAAAGAGCCACUGAAUCCCAUUAAACAAUGUGUAAAGGAUGGAAAACUACGCUAUGUGGCGAAUAUCUUCCCUUACAAGGCUUAUAUAUGGAAUUAUGGUACCCUCCCUCAGACUUGGGAAGAUCCCCAUGAAAAAGAUAAGAGCACGAACUGCUUUGGAGAUAAUGAUCCUAUUGAUGUUUGUGUAACAGGCUCAAAGAUUCUUUCUUGUGGAGAAGUUUUUCAUGUGAAGAUCCUCGGAAUCUUGGCUCUUAUUGAUGAAGGUGAAACAGAUUGGAAAUUAAUUGCUAUCAAUGUGAAUGAUCCCGAAGCCUCAAAGUUUCAUGAGGGGAUAAAAUGCAAAGCAAAGCAUUACACCUAUGUGAUACAGGUGCAAACGCUGUACUGUGGACUUCCAUGA
Rhinopithecus roxellana (golden snub-nosed monkey) is the source of this 661-nucleotide messenger RNA. Its product is annotated as inorganic pyrophosphatase 2, mitochondrial-like. Bases 26 to 661 code for a protein of 211 amino acids. Gene Ontology annotation, biological process: phosphate-containing compound metabolic process. Gene Ontology annotation, molecular function: inorganic diphosphate phosphatase activity; magnesium ion binding. The transcript has 2 exons. Gene Ontology annotation, cellular component: cytoplasm. The record is from RefSeq and is a predicted model, not a curated record. Lineage: Eukaryota; Metazoa; Chordata; Mammalia; Primates; Cercopithecidae.